UUCAAAAGGUAUUUUGGUUUAAUUGAAAAUUUAUUUUUUGACAAGUUCGUCAAUGCUUCCGGUUCACGGAUGAAUGGUUCGUUUUGUUCUGUCAUACCUGCAUGUGAAGAAUGGAAAUAGCCUUAGUAUGGACAAAUUAAAACUCCCAGAGGAACCGGAUAAAGAAGUGCAAGUUACUUCUAAACGAUGGAUGUUUCACUAAUGUUACUGGUGUCAGUUCUCUGUAUCUUGAGUCCUGUUCAUUCAGAGGAGUGUGAGCUUACUUGCCACAAUGGUGGUACAGUGGGUGAGAGGUGCAUGGCAUGUUACUGUACCAGAGAACACAAAGGACGCCUGUGUGAACUGGAUGAGGUGAUGCUCACCUUUGUCGUGGAUUCUCCUCUCUUGAUUUCGGGUCUGGCCUUCGAUAUGACGUGUAAGAUUACCAACGCCCGUGGUUUCGGUCUUACGAAGAGUGACGUGCAGUUCAAGUUAAUAUAUGGCGAUAUACUACCCGUCUAUUUCUGGCAGAAGGGCUCGAAAUGUACAGUACAUGUAAAAGUGCAGGGAUAUAUAGCCAAAUGCGGGACGGGGACGGACGACGUCAGCUCGGAUGUUAAGAUUUACACUGUGCAAAUCAGCAGGGCAAGAAAAGAUCAUGCCAAUGACUGGACUUGUUUCAUUUUGUAUCCAAUUAUUCCGCAAUCAAGCACUAUGCAUAUGAGACCGGCUGCUCUCAAGUUGACCAUGUCAGCGAAAUCCAAAUAUUCUGUGAGAGAUAAGCUAUUUAUUCUGACUUGUAAGCUGGAACACCCUUAUUCUGGUGUUGUUAGAGGUACAAUUAAGAUUUUGAGGGAAACCGACGUCUUCGGCUCACUGCUGCAACACGGCUCGAACUGCUCAGUACUCAGCAGUACAUCUAAAGGCUAUAAACCCAAAUGCGGGCAGGGAACGGACCAAGUCCGGUCACUUGUUAAAAUCUACAUUAUGGAGAUCGUACGUCUAGCAUUCAAUGAUGUAACAGACUGGUUUUGUUGUAUAGAAGAAGGUGACAAAAGCAACAAAUUUACUAUGCCCCCUACUUGCAAACUACCUUGUGAAAAUGACGGAACUUUUAACGAUGCAUGUGACAAGUGUAAUUGCGUUGGAAAUUGGAACGGAAGUACAUGUCGAGAAUGUGGAUUAACUUGUUUGAAUGGUGGUACACCGCUUGCAACGUGCUCUGGAUGCAUCUGCUCUUCAGGAUUCAUAGGACCCGCAUGCGGGGAAUGUGGAAUAACUUGUUCGAAUGGUGGUACACUGCUUGAAAAUUGCACUGAAUGCAUCUGCCCUUCAGGAUUCAAAGGACCCACAUGCGGUCAGUCUGAGGAUGAGGAAUCUUCUGGUCCUGGUCUGGUAUUGAUCGUAAUAAUCUGUUUCGUGUGUCUUUUCUUACUCCUGUUGAUCAUCAUCAUCAUCAUCAUAUUUUGGAGAACACGUCGACAACGACCUGCACCCGUGGACAGGACCUUGGUUCCACAAAUUAUUGAACCAUCUACAGUCAGCCAGACAAAUGUGUUAUUUGGUGAUGCAAGAAGCAAACGGCGAGUAUCUAAGUCAUCUUCCAGAGAAGGGCGGAGACCCAGCACUUCAAAGAAAGGAAGUGAUAAAUUCUCAAAAAAACGGAGUCAUAAGUCCCGAGUGGGACAGAAUGACAAGUUCUCAGGAAGACGGACUCAUAAAUUCCCACAGGGACACCGACACAAAUCCUUGGAAGAACAGUGAAAAAGAGAUCCUUUAAUUACGUGUAAAUCACGUGUUAAUCUUUUCAUUACUUGAUGAUCGUAAUGUUCUAUAAUGCAAAUUUAAUGGUGAGGGUAUAAAUAAAGUGCAAAGAUGGAAAGAUGUUUAGCAAUAGAUAUAUUUUACGAUGAUAAAAUUCACUUGUUAAAUCGCUUGGAGAACAUUGUAAUCUGUUUUAGAAAUGCUUUUUAAUUCCUGCGAAAUAUAGCGUGAAGUGAA
Gigantopelta aegis is the source of this 1980-nucleotide messenger RNA. RefSeq names its product neurogenic locus notch homolog protein 1-like. The record is from RefSeq and is a predicted model, not a curated record. The transcript is spliced from 12 exons. The coding region runs from base 187 to 1743 and encodes 518 amino acids. NCBI's taxonomy places the organism in Eukaryota, Metazoa, Mollusca, Gastropoda, Neomphalida, Peltospiridae.